Messenger RNA from Ostrea edulis (European flat oyster), 2803 nucleotides. RefSeq names its product bifunctional 3'-5' exonuclease/ATP-dependent helicase WRN-like. The coding region runs from base 1 to 2172 and encodes 723 amino acids. Gene Ontology annotation, cellular component: chromosome; cytoplasm; nucleus. The record is from RefSeq and is a predicted model, not a curated record. The transcript is spliced from 5 exons. Lineage: Eukaryota; Metazoa; Mollusca; Bivalvia; Ostreida; Ostreidae. Gene Ontology annotation, molecular function: 3'-5' DNA helicase activity; nucleic acid binding; ATP binding. Gene Ontology annotation, biological process: double-strand break repair via homologous recombination.
AUGGAGGCUGUUUGGGGUCUGUUGGCAUGUGUCUUUAUGGCUUUAAGAGUUGGCAGUAAAGAGAUCCCUGAUGACGAUUUCUUGGAAAGUAUCAAUAAUAAAGUGGAAGACCCGUACAACUACAUCUUCUCCAAUUUCUUGAAGUUUGAUAGGGGUCCAGUCGAUGACACCUUUCUAUCCAAGGACGAAAUGGAUAUGGCACACGUUGGAAAUACUAAAGAUUCACCAAGUAAAAGUAGGUCAGAGGACGAAACUAACGGUGAUAGCGUGAUUCCAGAGAUAGAAGAAUCAAGAGAAAAUAAAACUGACGACAUCGACACAUUGAUUGACGGUCUGGGGUACCUCAGGGAAGAUGGAUCAGAAUACAGUAGUGAUUACGGAGAUAGUAUCCGUGAUGAGGAUGAUGACAAUAACGAUGAUGAUGGGAUUAACAGGGAAAAGGAAGGUGGAAACACAGAGAAGACAGACAACACAAACAGGACAGAAGUUAUGGGCAUCCGUUUUCUCCCUCUACGAUUCGACAUGAAAUUUCCAAAAUAUCUGUACAAAGAAUCAGUUGGCUUCAACAAAGGGCUGGAUUUCUUCACUGAAAACAAGCAUUCCUUACCAGAUAAAAAGAACGAUGAUUUUAUCAACACACCCAAAGCAGUUCCGGGGCGUUCCAAACGUUCAGUGCAUCCACUCUUUUCCCGCUACGAACAUUACUGGACAUGGCACUAUCCCUAUCGCAUCUAUGCCCCAUACCAUCGUUCAUUAGAUUCAGUUGCGUCGGGACUCAUCGGCAAACGCGCACCGGCAAGCUACCCGAAAGACGGUGUACAUCCAUGUUUAAAGGAUGAACAGCGGAUGAUUUUGGACUGCGUGCUUGAUAAAAAAGACUGUGUCGCCGUGUUACCAACAGGUUUUGGAAAAUCGCUCCCAUUUCAAGCGUAUUUGCCAGUGAAGAGAGCUUUACUCCGUGAUGAUAGCUUCGGGAAAGUAAUUGUUUGCUGUCCUCUGGUGUCUCUUAUGCAAGACCAAGUCAGAAAAUUAACUUCCAUAGGAUUAGUAACUGCUGCUUUUAAAGGCACAGACAAGGAGACCGAUGAAUUGAUACAGGCAGGGAAAGUAGACAUCAUCUAUGCAUCCCCCGAGCCAUUAGUUGGAGACAGCCAAUGGAGAUCAACAAUACAAAGACUUAAUGUAACUGUCAUCGUAGUUGAUGAAUUCCACACAGUUGUCACAUGGGGUGGUCUAGAAGCAGAUAAGGAGGAUAAAGUGUUCCGAAAGUGGUUUCGGCGUGUUGGAGAGAUCCGAUCGUACUUUCCUGAGGCAUCAUUAUUAGCACUAAGCGCGACUUGCACAAAGACAAUUAAAAAGAGGGUGAUAGAAGUUUUGGGACUGAAGGACUACACGAACAUUACAGUUUCCCUAAAUAAAGAAAACAUCAAGUACAUUGUGAAGAAAGUAGACCCUAACAUUGAAAGUUCUUUGUUGUGGAUUUUGGACUCAUUUCGAGAUUUAAAAAAGGAGUUCCCACGGACAAUAUUUUAUUGCAACUCAAUAAGAGAUGUUGGGCGUGUGUACAACUUCAUAGUGUCUGAACUAUCAGAUGUUACUAACAUUGAAAACAUGGUUGAAAUGUUUCAUUCUGAAACAACAGAAGAUAAAAAAAAGAAAACCCUUGAAAAAUUGACUGAGGACAGUGUUUUGCGCAUUAUUGUUGCUACCAGUGCACUGGGAAUGGGUGUAAAUGUUUAUGCAUGUCACAAUGUUAUAAUUUAUGGACCUCCUAGGUGUUUGAUAGACUUUGUCCAGGAAACAGGGCGAGUGGGAAGGGAUGGGGAACAAUCAUGUGCCUUUUUGAUGUAUUAUGGUCAACAACUACGGAAUGUUGACCAGGACGUCAAAGACUUCCUCACUUCAACUGAUUGCCGAAGAUUGCAACUGCUCAAGACAUUUCUUUCGGAGAGCGAGUUAAAGCUGGUACAAGGUACCAGAAUACAUACUUGUUGUGACAUUUGUGAUACAGGAUGUUCCUGUAAUUCAUGUUCUUCGACAAUUUUAGAAAAAUAUAUGACAAAUCUGUCUUUAGAUGAUGUACAUGUAAUGGAAACCUCAAGCAGUGACAGUGAUACUGUAUCAUAUGAGUAUGAAUCUGAUGAGGAUCUUGAUGAGAUUAAAUCAACUUAAGGUUCAAAUUUACACAAAACUUGUUAGUGUUUAUUUUUUAAGUAAAAAUUGUAUUGUUUACAGUUUCAUAACAAUGCAACAGUUAUCUAAUGAUCAGAUACAAAACUGUUUUAUCAGUCUCUAAAAGACAAUGUCCUGUUUUCUUCUGCAUGAUACUAAUUAUAAUUAUGUGUACCAGAAUGAAUUGAAGCAUAUAUAAAUUACAGAGUAAUGUUGGGAUUUGUGAAGAAACAGUAAACAACACAUUUUUUCUGGGACCCGUUUUCUUUGGGUUGAUCAAGUCUGGGGCAAAAAUGGUAACAAUUGGCAUUGUAGUUUUUAAGAAGUAGUUACAAAUGUAAAAUUGUUAAUGGAUGACGCACGACGACAAACAAAGACCAACAGCAAUGAGUAAUCAAAAUUUGAUUUUUUUUUUUUUUUUAAAAAUAUGGCCAACACCAAGUUGGAUCUUCAAAUAUUGUAAGUUAUCAAAGAUGUUAUUGAUUAAAUCCAUGUUUAUUCCAUUUGAAAAUUUAAUUACUGUACAUUGUAUAUGUGUGCAUGUACAUUGGACAAGUCUUGGCGAUAAUCCUCCAUAAUAUUUAAUUUGAUUUUAUGUCUCAUGUACCAGGUAGAUAAACAAUCACAUCAU